This is a messenger RNA of Cordyceps militaris CM01, 1176 nucleotides long. Its product is annotated as NADH:flavin oxidoreductase/NADH oxidase family protein. The record is from RefSeq and is a predicted model, not a curated record. The coding region runs from base 1 to 1176 and encodes 391 amino acids. Gene Ontology annotation, molecular function: NADPH dehydrogenase activity; FMN binding. Lineage: Eukaryota; Fungi; Ascomycota; Sordariomycetes; Hypocreales; Cordycipitaceae. The transcript has a single exon.
AUGACUGUCUCGUCCACCUCCAAGCUAUGGCAGCCUCUCAAGGUUGGCCGCACCACCAUCUCGCAACGCAUCGCCCUGGCGCCAUUGACUCGCUUCCGCAAUGACGACGACCACGUCGCCACCGACAUCAUGGCCCAGUACUACGCCGAGCGCGGCUCCGUCCCCGGCACACUGCUCGUCACCGAGGCCACCGGCAUCUCUCCGGCCGCCGAGGGCCAGCCCAACCUGCCCGGUGUCCACAAUGCCGCCCAGGCUCAGGCCUGGAAGAAGGUCUACGACGCUAUUCACGCCAAGGGCAGCUUCGUCUACCAGCAGCUCUGGCACCAGGGCCGCGCUGUCGACGCCAAAUACGUCGGCGACCGCGGCUUCAAGUACAGCUCCAGCUCUGCCAAGGUCAUGCCCGGCCGCGACAUCGCCCCGGAGCCACUGACCGAGGACGAGAUCCUGACCAUCAUUGACGAUUUCCGCACGGCGGCUCGUAAUGUCGUCGACGCUGGCGGCGAUGGUGUUGAGAUCCACGGUGCCCACGGCUACCUGAUUGACCAGUUCACCCGCGACAGUGUCAAUGAUCGCACCGACAAGUGGGGUGGCUCUGUCGAAAACCGCGCGCGCUUCCUGCUCGAGAUCGUCAAGGCCGUCAGCGACGAGAUUGGCGCUGACCGCACCGCUUUGCGCCUCAGCCCGUUUGCCAGCUUCCAGGACGCCGUGUCGUCCGACACCUGGACUCAGACCAGCUACAUUCUGGAUCAGAUCAAGGCCCGCGGCCACAAGCUUGCCUACCUGUCUCUCGUCGAGCCCCGCGGUGACCCCGUCCUCCUCUUCAUCGGGCCUCACAAGGUCGACCCCUUUGCCGGCGGUGAAAAGUCCCUCCAGUACUUCCUCCGCCAGUGGGACAACUACAGCCCCGUGAUUGUCACUGGCGCCUAUGAUCUCGAGGCUGCGGGUCCAGCCGUCGAUCAGGAGUAUGCUGGAUGGGAUGUCAUUAUUGGCUAUGGCCGUCCCUUCAUCUCGAACCCCGACCUUGUAUUCCGCAUCAAGAACCAGAUUCCCUUUACCGAGUACAACAGAAAGACCUUUUACCUUCCCAAGGUGUCAACGGGCUACAUCGACUAUCCCUUCAGCGAGCAGGCUGUCAAGGCCGGCCUUGGUCCUCUGAGGGCUGAGAUCAAGUUGUAA